UCAACCGCCAAGCAUACACGAAAGGGCGGACGGACGGACAAAACGAGAGCGUCUUGACAUCCUCAUAACCAAUAGCUGCCAUGAGCGUCUUAUCUGCUGUCGCCUUUUUGAACAACAGUGAUGAGCAGCUGGACACCCAGCGAUCGCCCAGCCCAGCGUCACCAAACAAGAAGCCGACGACAGAAGCAGCCAUCAAAGAAUUGAACCGUAUCAGGACAGGCGGUGGUAACGGCGUAGUAUCGCUUAUGAGCAAAUUCGGUAGCGAUACGAAUCUUGCACGUCCUGCUCCUCCUCCUCCUCCUCAACGGUCAACAACACAGCAGCAACUAGCGUCACUACGACCGAUUCCUGCUACUGCCAAUGUUAUAUCUAAAACAAACACUUCUAGAUCGCCUGUCAAUAACAAUGACCAGCACCAUAUUAAACAACAGUGCUCACCACAAUCACCCACCCGACCCAAGGUUGUUCCGGCAACAACAACAACAACAACAAUAGCAACAGCAAAAUCAUCAUCGUCAUCACCAUCACCACCACCACGUACUACAACAAGGAACGCUCCUACUGGCAUGACCCGAACAUCCGUUGAUAUGCUGUCUGAAGAACUGACGGCCCUGUAUCAGGAAUCGGUCGCAAAAGCAGAAGCUGCCGAGCAAGAGCUCAAAACACUCAAAAGCGAGGUUGCCACUUAUGAAGUGGACUCGACCAAAGUCCGCGAUUAUGAGAUUCGAGUGGAGUACCUUGCACAAAAGCUUGAGCAGGUGUCUGAAGAGCGAGAUGGCUUGGAGCAAGAGUUGCGAAUGUAUCGUGAACGUCAAGGCAGCCUUGAUACCCCUGUUUCUCCUGUAUUUCAGCAUCGACUGUCUGGCAUUUUUAAUCAAGACAAGCAGCAACAGGAGCAACAGGACCAUCUGCUCGACGAUUAUCAUAACAAUAACCCCGAUAUCAAUGACCACCAGGAAGACGACAUUGACGAAAACAGCGAGUUUAUGCACGACAUUCUAGACGCUUAUGAAGACGACGAAGAUGAAAACUCGUCAUUUGGCGUGCAGAGUGAGCAUCGGUCCGAAGCACAUCUUCAAGAACGCAGCGUCAGGGGCGGCAAAGACAGCAGCAGCGUGGAUCAGCAUCAACAGAUCGCCCUUCUCACCGAACAACUCCGUGCUGCAGACCAAGGCACUAAAAUUGCCGUGCAGCACUACCUAUCCGAGCUAGAGCAAGAGCGUCUUCGCACCAAAACAAUGCAGCAAAUGCUGAAAAAACAAGAAGAUUUGAUCGCAACCCUCGAAUCCAAACUCGUUGUUUCUUCUACUACGACAGUGUUGUCUCCCAAGGUGUCCCCUCGUCCACCACGGAAUGCUAGCUUGGCAAGUCCGACCCGAGAAAAUGUCAACAUCAACAAUAGUAGUAGUUCGGAACGUGCGUUACGGGAACAAGUCGAGUCGCAGCGCGCAGAACUGGAAGAUAAACGGGCAUUGUUAACACAGCUGCUCAACGAGCGUGAGGAUAUGCUUAAAAAGGUUAAGCUUGGUGCAAGUCGUCCUGGUGCUUCUUCGUUCGAUAUUCUGGCUGAGCUUGCCCGACCUACUAUUAAUACUACAACUACUACUACUACUGCGGGUGAUCAUCAUCAUCAUCAUCAUCCGCAGCAGCGACAGAGCCCUAUAGUGGAUGGCAGAAACACACCUCCACCUUCAGCACCUCCACGUGAGCCGCUUCCUCCAUUGCCGGCCGCAACGUCCACUGCAUCACCAUCCAAGUCGUCAGCCCGUGGGUCCUUGGGCUCGUUCCAUGAAGGAUCUGGUGUAUCUUCUGUCACCUCAUGGUCCUCUUCGACAGACUAUUACGGGCGCCCGAAAAAGGAACAGCCGGAACAGCCGUCGAUGACCCACAACAACUUUGAGGCCAUGUACAGCAACUACCUCAAAGAUGACUUAUACGAAGAAGACCCACACGAUCACUAUCUCGAAGCGUUGCGUCGUAUAGAAGGCCCAAAUUCUCCCAGUGAUGACAAUAAUACCACUUCCACAUGGAAUCCGAAUGUCGGCAACAAGAUGACUGCUCAUUAAAUAUCCCUUAUUACUACCAUCCUAGUAUAUCGUUUCCCUGCUUCUUUCUUUUUGUAUUAGCUGUUGUAUUUUUUUUUCCUUUUCCCAAACACACGCACUCAUUUGACCUUGCUUUCCACACAUAUAAUCUGUACAGUAAAUCCCCUUUUCCUCCCCAUAUUUCCUGGUUC
This is a messenger RNA of Zychaea mexicana, 2236 nucleotides long. RefSeq lists its product as uncharacterized. The record is from RefSeq and is a predicted model, not a curated record. Bases 81 to 2066 code for a protein of 661 amino acids. The transcript has a single exon. NCBI's taxonomy places the organism in Eukaryota, Fungi, Mucoromycota, Mucoromycetes, Mucorales, Lichtheimiaceae.